Molecule: messenger RNA, 8958 nt
Organism: Bombus pyrosoma
Lineage: Eukaryota; Metazoa; Arthropoda; Insecta; Hymenoptera; Apidae
Product: serine/threonine-protein phosphatase 4 regulatory subunit 1-like
Exons: 10
Coding region: 3324-5555 (743 amino acids)
Biological process (GO): protein dephosphorylation
Molecular function (GO): protein phosphatase regulator activity
Source: RefSeq, a predicted model, not a curated record
CGGGUUUUCGUCUUUACGUCAGUCAGCCGGUGAUACUGGAUUCGCGUGGUCGGCGUUCCGCGAAAGUUUGCGUAGUUACAGUUAAGAGCGCGGAGGCGCCUCUUGUUGUUUGGCGAGCAGUGAUUACGAUCAAAAUAGGAAAAUAGAUGUGUAUAGUAAGCGUCGGGCAACGCUGGCGUGGAAACGGGAGAUCGAGAUAAAAGGUGAUACGGCAGAAAUUAGAGCUCGAGUUGAAACGUAAUCGGUUUCACGUAAGUGUAUGGAUUUGAGCGUGAUCGCGAUACAUUAUCGCGUGUUUCGCGAUAUAUUGACAGUUCGGUGUCAGCGAUGAAACAAAGGGACCGAAAGCGGUAUCGUCGACGACGUUACGCGAGUCGCGAGCGCCAGGCUCUUUGUCGUUCGCACGACGAGGAAGAAAGCUUUCAACGAGUCGCGUGUUCUCACAACUGCCAGUUCAGAGGCCACGAACAAAUCUAAUUGGCUGAUACGAGCGUGUUGGUGCGGCAGUUUCUAGAAAACCGAAUGUACCAAGCGGUACAUAUACGGCUGACGAUGUUACACAGGCGGCGGAUUUCCGUGCGACGAUGUACUUACACACAGCGGAAAGUAUAGUGACGCGCGAAGACGUACACGCGGAACGAAUCGUCGUCGUUGGCGCGCAUCGUGUCCUACACAAUCUCUCUGUGUGUCCCUGCGUUCAGACGCUUGGAUUAUAAGGAAUGUCGACGAACGGUGCUAUUUCUGCCGCGUCUCUAUUCCGUAACAAUCAGGGACGUACUGAGCGAAGGCGUUUCUCUACAAUGUUCCUCUACGCUAAACCAUAUCUACGUAUCUCGCGUGAUUUAUCCCGGUUUAAUCGGGAGCAUAUCGUUUGACGCUCGAUGUUCGCGCUACUUUUAGAACGACCGUGCGCUAUUCUUCGCCAGUUAUUGUCUCUAAUUGAGCCAAUAUCGCGCUGCUCCGUUUUAAGACGUAUAAUGUCAGGCAUAUUUUCGGAAGAUCGGUUAUUGCUUCUUCCAGGCGUGAAUUACAAAUGACUGGGUUAAUGAAACAGGUAGCGGUUUGGUAACAUCGCGCGCGUUUCAUAGUUGAAUCGUUAAUGACAGCGUGGUACACGGCGUUCAGUAUGCCGAGUAUUCGAGCAACGGAAACGAGAGGUCCACGCGUAACAACGUAACAGUACCGGCGGCAUAGAAAAUAUGAUUUUCCGCAUAGCGUGGAAUUCGUUGCACUCGUAUCCGUUCCGUGGCACGCGUGCGCGCGCGCGCUCGUUUACCGACCGGGCCUGAUUCACGGACGCUUGGCAAUCGGAAUCGCGUCGUUCGUUGUAUACCGAUGACCAUCCAAGUGCAUUAAAGUUGGCCGCGCGAUAGCGUAACAGAAGCAGCAGGGGCAAUGAAUUUUUCAAGAGGCCAAACGAGGCAUAUGCUCGUCUCACGUGACAGCCCAUAUCGGUAGAAUCCCAGCGACCUGUGCUACAUAAUUUUCCGUGUACACGAUGCACGGACCGAUGUUGUGUCACGUUACGCUGUUCUCGCUCCACCCCGUGCGUUCUCGUACGCACGCACGCACGCACGCACGUACACACAUACACAAAUGUAGCGUGCGUGUAGCGUGCGUAUACAUUGGGCUUUUAUCGCGCACGCAUACACAGAAGCGGACCAGUACAGCGCCACCCCGAAUACCGGAUGUGACGACACUCGCGCACUUGGCCCGACGCACUCUUGAGAUGUCUCCCUUCCUCCCUCCGCCUCUCUGCUCUAUUUCUCUCUUUCUCUCCGUCUCUAUCCCUCGAUUUCUUCUUCCCUUGCCCGUCACCGCUGUUCCCCUCCCCCCUCCCCCUCCCGCUCCCUUCGUCGUGACCGUACACUGCUCGGUACGCGAGACUCCCUGCUCCCCCAGUACCCCCACCCCACCCGUUGCCUCCCCUCCUUAACAGGGCGCUAUUUACCCUCGCAGUUCCGGCGACGGCCGAGCGUGGCGCUGUUCGUUCUUGCGUCGCAUCUUGUUCGGUGUGUUGUGUCGACGAGCACGGCGUCGGACUCACGCUAGCGCGCACAGUCCCACGCGGAUCUUCGCGCGUGCCUGCUGCUGCGAGUGUCAUCGCGAAUCGCCGUGUUCAUCCGAUUUCGCGAUGUCUUUCUUCCGCCGCCAACCACGACGUCGACAACGGCAACAAGAUACCGAUGUCGCAGCUACGUUCCCGAUUUCACGCGUACGAUCAACGUACGACGCGCGGUCACGCAACGCCGUAAUCCUCGCAGAUGAUGCCACCACUGUCGCAGCGCGUGUGUCAACGAAUCUCGCCGUCAAGAGGAAAAGGAAAAAAGACGAGACCGGAGAGCACGACGAACGAAGAGAGAGAAAACAACAUACUCGCGGCCAUUUUAACUGCGCCGUACGCUAACCCGGGCCACCCAGUGUGUAGUAUACGAGAGCCAGAGAACCGCCGCCACCGCCGCCGCUCUCUCUCCUUAGGCUUAAACUGCGUCUCUCGCGUGUGCGCUUUGCUUCUGCGCACGCGAGUCGGUACAUGUUUUCUCACACAUACAUACACGGACGACAGCUUCGCGACGCUCGUGCGUUACGCGCACUUUCUCGUACACGAUCGAGUUGUUUGUCGCGUUCGGGACGUCUUUCGUCACGAUCCAGAGCCGAGUCGCAGAAAAUUGACAAUGACGGGGGACACGCACAGCCGGACGAUCGUCGAUACAGUGACACACCAGCGAGAGGCGACACGCGAACGGAACGUGUCCGCUCGACCGGUAUGUUUGCUCGUUUCACGACCACGAGAGAAGCGCGCCAAUCGACGAAUCGGUGAGAAUCGACGGUAUUUUGUAUGGUCGUAUUGUAUCUCGCACGGACGUAUUGCGCGCAAUGAACAUGGAACGAGCGCGAUAUCGCGGAAUCCCCCGUGGGAAUAAACGCGAGGACGAUAACAAAGGAAUGAUCAAUCGCAGUAUACGAGGAAAUUUGUUCAGCCGGUAACAACGGAUUUGACAGCGACCGGGGUUACCCUAUGAUAACCCGUGCGGAAGAAUCGGGACGCGAUGGAAUAAUUGGAAGUGCGCGAAGCCAUCGAGGAAAGGAAUACGUGUCGAGGUGAAGGAUCGUCGUAAACAGACCGAUCGAGAGAUGACGAGAGACCGAGCGAAAGUACGGCCAGCAUUCGUUACGGCGUGGCGGCCUCGUGAAUUCCUGCCGCGGGACGACAACAAUACAAAGGAGGAAAAGAACCAAAAACACAGAGAAUCGGGAGGUUGCUGGUGGAAGUAUUUCGCACUGCCGCUAACAAUGGAACGAAACUUAACGUGAACGAAGUGAUGCAGGUGGUGAGGCAGAUCGCCGACGAUACUGACGCGCAAGUCGGGCUGGACCUGAUGGAGCACAUACCGCACGUGGUGACGAUCUGCCACGAGACUCCGCACCUAUUCGACAAUAUUUUCCACAAUCAUCUCCUCGACAUCAUUAUCAGAUACUUACAAGAUCAAGACAACCAGGUACGAAUGAUGGCCCAGACAGCGGUGUUAACGCUAACGAAGAAGGGACUCAUCGAUAACACCACGAUAGAGGGCAAGCUGUGUCCCGUUAUAGAAACCCUCUGUACGUCCGUCGAUUUCCUUAACUCUGGCAUCUCCCUCAUGUGCAAGAUGGCACCGCUCAUUGGCAAAGAGCUGACAGAAAAGAUUUUUCUGGACAGAUACAUCACCCUCUGCGAAGACAAGGAAUUCUAUACAAGGAAAUUCUGCGCGUCGCACCUUGGUGAACUUUGCGCCGCUGUCGGCAGGAAGACACUUUUUCGGAAAUUGUUCCCAAUAUUCGUCGACCUGUGCAGCGAUAAAGUGUGGGGUGUCAGGAAAGCGUGCGUGGACGUUAUGAUGCCAGUCUCAUGCUGCAUGACCCUUCAGCAUCGUCGACUACUAUUGGCAGAGCUUCUGGCCACGCAUCUUAACGAUGAGUCAAAAUGGGUGCGAAUGUCUGCCUUUCAAAUUUUAGGACCAUUCAUAUCCACGUUCGCGAAACAGUUUACCGAAGUAACUUAUAAUCAACACGGCGAGCUAGUGUUUACCAGCCAACAAGAUAAUCGUUUCAGUAUAAGGUACUCGUACGAGGGGAUAUUUCCUACUAAGUGCGCGAUACGAAGUCACACGCUCGACAUGGAGGACCAUAAUUCUAAGGAUAACUUCAAUUCGUCUGUGAUAAUACAAAAACCAAUUUUCGAGGACGACGAGGACGAGUCGCAGGAGGAUGAUAUCUCCACAAUGAGAGCUUAUAAGUCGAAGAUACAAAGGAAACAUUUAAAGAACGACCAAACGCUGGACGACACGGAAAACUUUAAUUCGUUUCUAUAUUACUACAUAGAGCCCGACCUUCCACUGGACGACGAGCUCGUCGAAGCUGCCAAAAGAUCCGCAGCGCAGAACAAUGUAGAGCGGAAGCCGUUGAUCAGCACUACAGCGUCCAGUAAAGCGUCGUCGUUAGACGCUGCGUUAAAAGAAGACAAAUACGCAGCAGACGAUAUUAAGAAUUUCAACGAUCAAGAGAUCGUUCCUCAGCAUCUGAUCGAUUCGUUCUUGUCGAUGGCUGAGCCGGAACAAUGUUCCGGAGACAUGAGCCCCGGAGAUAUUCCUCAUCAUUGCGCAUUUAGUUUCCCCGCUGUUGUACUCACGUUAGGAAAAGAAAAUUGGCCAUACCUGAAGCAAGCUUAUCAGUCUUUGGCAAGCGCUAAUCAAUGGAAAGUGAGGCGCACGUUAGCCUCCAGUAUUCACGAAAUCGCCAUAAUUCUAGGGGAAGAGCUCACUAUCGCUGAUCUCGUACCGAUCUAUGAUGGAUUUAUCAAAGAUCUGGAUGAGGUCAGAGUAGGUAUACUCAAGCAUUUAGCGACGUUUUUGAAAAUACUCAAGCCUACCGUUCGGCUCCAGUAUUUACCAAGACUGAAGGAAUUCCUCACCACCGAUAACGAGUGGAACUGGAGAUUUCGAGAGGAACUAGCCACUCAGUUGUUGGACAUUGUGAAUCUGUUUGAUCCAACAGACGUUGACCGGUUUAUCGUGCCCCUGGCCCUUGAUCUACUACGCGACAAAUACGCUGCUGUGAGAUACGUUGCUCUUUCUUUGAUGACACAAAUAGUAGCACACCUUUCUGACAACAGACGCCUUGUAAAAGCGCUAUUUCGAAAGCUCAAGUCUCUCGUUUACGCAAGAAAAUGGGUCAGAAGGCAGACGUUUGCCUUCGUGUGCGCCAACCUGAUUUCGAAAAACGCCAUUAGCGGGGAUAGAUUUUCUCAAGAAAUGUUACCUACUUUGUUAGAAAUAUCUUCCGACAAAGUACCAAACGUGAGACUAGUUGUGGCGAGGACUUUGUCGAAGAACGUUAUUCCUAUGGGAUCAGAAUGGCUGGGAGUGAAGCAGGCGGAAGAAGUAGAGAAUAGGCUGAGAGAAAUGAGAUCAGAUCCGGAUAGGGACGUUCGAGUCUUAGCCGGCGGCGAGGAGAACGCCGCGUUAGAUAUACUGUCGCAAACGAAAACUGAACAGUCGAGAAACAUAAUGUUUUAACGAACUCAGAUUUCGUGAGAAUCGACUUCUAAUUAUUUCCUGCCAUACGAAUCAAUUUUAUAUCGGACUGCCAAGAAAGGAAAUGGAACAAAAGAAAUUUCGUACGAAUGUUCUUCCAUACGUGAAUUAUCUUUGUAAAUGUAAGAAGAAAAUUAAUUGGAUGGAAGAGAUAAGAAUUUCGUUAUACCGAUAGAGAAUACGAGAUGCAAGGGUUUCUUUAAAGAAUAAGUUGGUGUAUCUAUGAUGUAAAAAUGAGCUCAAGUUUUAAACAAAGAAACAAGACAUGUACCGUUUAGUGCAGUCAACAUUGAAGAAAAGUGCAACUUAGCGUUGUCGUUACGACCAAGGGACCGACAAUUUCCGCGCCCCUUUAGACUAAGACAGAUUAUAAGUAUCAAUGGUCAAAAGACAUUAUGCAGUUAUAUGAGUGUGUGUGCAUGUUUGAAAACGUACUCUGCCGCUGAGUACUAGGACACUUGUUUAAUUGUAAUGAAUAUCUGUAAAAAGUUAUGAAAUCAUUACUGAAUUUUACUAAAUUUUAUGUAUUCCAUUUUGUACCGUAUUAGAGAAUAUAUUUUAACAAAAAUUUAUUAAAUUUUUCACCAAUCAUAAUAAAAAUAUGAUUAUGUUAUCUUUCCAUCUAUCCAUCGAGUGCUUUCGUAACUGCAUCUACAAGUCUUAGUAACAUGGCUACUAAUAUUUUUUUAUUGUUUCAGGCCUAAUGUUAUUCCAUUUCAUUUCGAAAUGUUCCCAUAAAUAUUCUUCCAAUUUGGGAUAUUUUAUUCGGAUUUUAUCUGAAUGAUCUCAUAAUUUUUCUAUGGGUUUCAAAUCAGGAGAUUGGUGGCCAUUCUAUUAUUUACACAUUAGAACUUUCCUGUAAGUGAUUUUCACAUAUUUUUAAAAAAAUGUAUACGAUCCUUAACGUGCACAAAUAUUCGGUAUCCGAAAGGCGCUAAUGUGCAGGAUCUUUUUUAAGAUAUAAUUUGUUUUUAACGAACCUCCUGUUGUUUCUCCUAUACGUACAAUCUCGCCAUUUGAAUUCAACCAUUUCAAUCGUAGACUCGUCAGAAUCAAUCUUGCAGUGUCAACUUUUCUGGUACUUAGUUUAUGCCAGUAGCGACAGACAUCUCUUCUUUACCAUUAAUGUUAGAAACACCAUCUCUGCAACUAUAACGGUUUAUCGCUACUGAGUUGUUUCCCUAUCUGAAAAUGAAUACAAGUAGUUUAAGGUGCAUAUUUCAUCGCAGCGGUCACGACAGACACAAUGCUGUUAAUUUCACCUGUAGUUCAUUCUUAUCAAGGUCUAUAUUCGUGAAAAAAUUACUGUCACUACCAUAAAUGAGCGGGUUACGUUUUAUCCUUAAUAAUAACUUUUUCACUGCCAAAAUCGCAAAUGGCGACUUCUACAAGUCGCCUUUCUUAUUAUCGCCAUUGAAAUUGUUUCAUUCUUAAUUGUAUUUAUUUCCUCAAUCGUUUCGGAGGCUGUUACUUUUAUUUCUCUUAAGCUUUCAAUAAAGAUUUGUAUAUAUGUUUUCUGGACCUCCCAGGUCUUUUUACGGACGAAUAAUUGUGUCCUACGCUGUUACCCGAAAUUUUAUCACGUUGGAUAAUGAUUCUAAAUAUUUGUAUAAUAUCUGAAGAAUUUCACUAUAAAUAAAAGAAGAAAGUUUUAGAAACCGUCCACACGUAACAUAAUACAGCGUAGGCACACCGCAUGUACUAAGUUCCUUAAAUAAUUAAAUUUUUUAAUUUUUAAUAUUCUUAUAUAAAUAAUACUCUACCACAGGUUCAUUAAAAAUGAACAAAUGUCCUAAUACAUUCGCGCGGCAAUGUAUGCGUGAUUUAGUACUCGCGUGUAUGUAUGCGAUUACCAUUGUGAUCAAUUUAUAUUUGUAAGCGGUCUCUUGGACAAGCCGAAUAUUAAUUAUUAAAGAUAUCGAAUAAAGGCGGGAUCUCUUGUUCUUUAGUAAACAGUCAUAGCACGUUUUCUUCAACCUCGCAAUCAUUGUUAUCGCCUUUUCUCCAAUAUUAAUUUUCGCUUAUCGAACUAAAAAUUAUUCCGAAAUAAUUCCUGCGAUCAGAGGAAUUUACUUUGUAAUUUUAUACCGAUUGGAUGACUCAAGUUUUCGUGCUAUGAUUCAUAAACUCUAUUCAUUAAUAAAUACUCUUGCGUUGAAGAAGUGUAAUGUGAGAACUUCGUGACUGUCAAGAAUAAGAAGGAGAAGAAAAGAGAAGAAAUUUAUAUUGGAUCCUCUGAUCAUCAUCGCGAAGUGGUAAAUCGUAUUGGAGCUCAUUCGAUUCAAAUUGCUUGUAUUUUGUAUAUAUCAUUUAAUCGUUUCGUGGAGGUACGGUGUGUAAGGAAAUAUGGAACGAGGUGUGCAAUGGAUCGUUUGUGAAGAAGCUAUUUGUGGUGAGGUUAUGUGGAAUAUUCUGCGCUCUAUAUUCGCAAUCAAAGAUAGCUCUACGAUCCUACAACAAAAUUAUUCUGAACAACAAUCUGCAAAUUUUAGUCUAUAAGACCGCGAUAUGCGCCUCUUGACACGGUGGUGCCUGAUUAGACGUGAAAAACUGUGCUUACGACCGUCCCGUGUUGCGUCGAUUUCACGACUUCAUAACUUACCGAUUUGGUGCAACCGGGGUGUGACAGUUACUGUGAUCUUUGCCUACGCGUGAUCACGUAGGUGAAUGUAUAUCAUUUCAUUGUAGAUACGUAAAUAUUGUAAACACAGAUUUUUGUUAACCCGUUCCACCUCUCCGACAUAUAGUAAGGAUUUUUGUUAACCCGUUCCUUUUCUCCGACUUAAAUUAAGGGAUUACGAUUUACACGAGAAAUGUUUCGAGAGCCUUACAUUUAGAAACUUUUUAGCGAUUUGUAUAUUAAAUACCACGAAAAGGAAAUCAUGUUUAUACGAUUUACACGAUAAUAUUAGGUUAUAAGCAACAAAAUAUGAACGAGGAGAUAUGAGUGGCUGUUGAAUAAAGGAUAUGUACAAUAGGAGGUUUAACGAGUGUAAAAAAGAAAAUACAUAUGGACCGUAGACAAAGGAAUACAAUGUGAUCCGAUGAAUUAUGUGAUUGUACAUUUACGAAACAACUGUUAUGGAAUGGUACCACAAGAUAUUUGUGAGUAACCCCAAUAUUUUAUCCACGGUCGCUAAUAUUUUGUGAUGUUUUAAAUUAAAGAAAAAAGCAAGAGUGAAAUAUUGCGUCAUAGUUGACUCUUUGUGAAAACGUAAUGAUUGAGAUAUAGUAAAAAGAAAAACGAACUUCGCUUAAGCAACGAAAACUCGUUACUUGUGAAUACGUACGAAGAAAAGAAGUUUUGUUUAAGAUAUUCUAUAUAAUAUAUUGUGUAUUUGGUAAUGAAACGGAAAAAAUAUACACCAUGUGAUUUGUUACACAA